GCCAUUUGGGAGCUCACCUUGAGCCCAGUGUUCUUGUCCAGAUGCUCGAAUAUACUUUUGGAAGUCUAACUGUAUACAAAUAUGUCAUCUCUGCGUAUCAACUACUAGCAGCUGUACCCGCCAUCGCCAUCCCGUCAAAGGCCCCCGACGACUACAAUCAGGGAUGAUACGACAUCUUACGGCCUGGCAUAAUGAUCUCCUCGGGUCGGUUCUUGGGAGGCGGUUCUGCCCCCCCACGCUCAGAGUUGUAUACUACUACUGGCGUGCUCGUUAAAGAUAAGGAUGGCAAUGAAUAUGUGACCGCCCGAGCAGCGCCGCGCCCUCGCACUUCCGGGCCGGGACGUCCCAUUCCGAGAGGGUCGUCUACAACCAUCACAGCUCGCGACCCAUCGGCCGUCGUACGUGAAUGCCCUGCUCAUCCAACGGGCUGGGGUCUUGGUUCCGGGGGGCUGUUCCACAACAACCUCUUUCGGCCAAGAUGUCUCCUCGCGGCAACGCCCACCUGCGUGACCCGCGAGGGGCGCUCAAAGUGCAAUCGCUGUACCGACAAAAGGAAGGCUUGUCACCCCGUCCCCCCGGAGUUUGUUGUCCGCCUUAACAAAUUGCUCGUCCUUUCGGACCGCGUAAAGGCGGCCAUCGCGGCCGACCCUACUUCCGCCCGGGCCGCCAACCUGGAGUCUCAAUUCCGGCAGGCGCGCCUGCGCGGACACUUUCUCCUUCGCACAACCCUCCGCCCGAUAAAACCUUCGCCAUUUCCGCCUGAUUGAACCUCUUUCCUCGUCAACAUGCCGUCCAAAGAUGGACCAACCCGGGACGAUCUUCUGCCUUGUUCCCGACAAUAAAUAUGCUACAGAGAUCGUCGGCAAUCCCGCUAACCGCGACCGAAGAUGUGUGGAUCCAGGCCGAGGUCUUGUUAUUACAGAUGCCGAAUGUCAAGGAAUAGGAGUUGAACUCGGUCGCCCAAUU
Messenger RNA from Amorphotheca resinae ATCC 22711, 966 nucleotides. RefSeq lists its product as hypothetical. NCBI's taxonomy places the organism in Eukaryota, Fungi, Ascomycota, Leotiomycetes, Helotiales, Amorphothecaceae. The transcript has 2 exons. The record is from RefSeq and is a predicted model, not a curated record. Bases 192 to 767 code for a protein of 191 amino acids.